Messenger RNA from Caenorhabditis briggsae, 1560 nucleotides. It is a transcript of the gene Cbr-cyp-13A10, whose product is annotated as Protein CBR-CYP-13A10. The transcript has 8 exons. Lineage: Eukaryota; Metazoa; Nematoda; Chromadorea; Rhabditida; Rhabditidae. The record is from RefSeq and is a predicted model, not a curated record. The coding region runs from base 1 to 1560 and encodes 519 amino acids. Gene Ontology annotation, molecular function: oxidoreductase activity, acting on paired donors, with incorporation or reduction of molecular oxygen; monooxygenase activity; heme binding.
AUGAGUAUUAUUCUGUUGGUUAUUACAGCACUGCUUUUUGGUGUUUUGAGUUACUACCUGUGGAUUUGGAUUUACUGGCGCCGUCGUGGGGUUCCUGGGCCUUUGGGCUACCCAGUAGUUGGAAGUUUUCUUAGCACUAUCGAGCACACAAAUCCACAAUAUCUUCAAAUUAGAGAAUGGACAAAACAAUAUGGAUCCGUCUAUGGAUACACAGAAGGGACCAUGAAAACACUGAUAGUUUCUGAAAUGGACUUGGUUCAUCAAUUAUUUGUCACACAGUAUGAUAAUUUUUAUGGAAGAAAGUUGAACCCAAUUCAAGGAGAUCCGGAGAAAGAUGACAGAGCAAACUUAUUCUCAGCACAGGGAUAUAGAUGGAAGAGAUUGCGAGCAAUCGCUAGUCCAACUUUCUCUAAUAAUAGUUUGAGAAAAAUUAACUUAACCGUGGAAGAUUGUGCGAUAGAAUUGCUGAGACACAUCGAAGAACAAACAACUGGAGGAGAACCAAUAAAUAUGUUACAAUUCUACCAAGAAUUUACUAUGGAUGUGAUUGGUCGUAUUGCGAUGGGACAAAUUGACUCACAAAUGUUCAGGAACCCACUGUUAAACUUCGUGAAAGCGAUCUUUGCUGAUAAUCGUAAACACAUACCUCUCAUAGGAGGUGUCUUCCCAGUUCUUGCUCAAAUCUUCCGCUACUUUAUGCUGAAAUUUCCAUUUCUAGGAGCUGCCAAUUUUAUUCAUGUUCAUAAAACUAUGGUAUCAGCAGUUCAUAACAGGAUUGCCCAGAGGGAAGAAGACAAAAAUAAUGGAAUUGAACCCGGAGAACCACAAGAUUUUAUCGAUUUGUUUUUGGAUGCCAGAGCUGAAGAUGUGGAACAUUUUGGGGAGAGUAAUGCGGAUUUUUCCAAAAGCAGUAGUUAUAACAAUCGCCAGCUUACUACUAUGGAAGUUGUUGGACAAUGCACUGUUUUCUUGAUUGCUGGAUUUGAUACCACUGCAUUAUCAUUGUCAUAUUCCACAUUUUUACUCGCCACUCAUCCGGAAAUUCAAAAGAAACUUCAAGAAGAAGUUGAUAUAGAGUGUCCGGAUUCAGUGAUCACUUUUGAUCAACUAUCAAAGUUGAAAUAUAUGGACUGCGUAAUCAAGGAGACAUUGAGACUGUAUCCGUUGGGAACACUGGCAAACUCUCGGAGAUGCAUGAGAGCCACGAAACUGGGUAAUGUGGAAGUGGAAGUUGGCACAAUGGUUCAGGUAGAUACAUGGAGUCUUCAUACGGAUACAAAAGUAUGGGGAGAUGAUGCGAAAGAGUUCAAGCCAGAAAGAUGGCUUCUCCCGGAGACUGAUAAAAUAUCCCAAAAAGGGGGAUACAUACCAUUUGGAUUAGGACCUCGUCAAUGUAUUGGAAUGCGGUUGGCCAAUAUGGAAGAAAAGAUUUUAUUGUCACAUAUUCUGAGAAAAUACACAUUUAAAACUGGAAAAAAGACUGAUAUUCCACUGAAACUACACGGAAGAGCCACGACUCAGCCGGAAAGUGUCUGGAUGCAUUUGGUGUCCAGAAAUUGA